Molecule: messenger RNA, 1953 nt
Organism: Planococcus citri (citrus mealybug)
Lineage: Eukaryota; Metazoa; Arthropoda; Insecta; Hemiptera; Pseudococcidae
Gene: Tif-IA
Product: RNA polymerase I-specific transcription initiation factor RRN3 homolog Tif-IA
Exons: 10
Coding region: 161-1924 (587 amino acids)
Biological process (GO): transcription initiation at RNA polymerase I promoter
Cellular component (GO): nucleus
Molecular function (GO): RNA polymerase I core binding; RNA polymerase I general transcription initiation factor activity
Source: RefSeq, a predicted model, not a curated record
UCUGUAUGAAAAAUCAGACCAAAAAGCCAAAAAUAACAGUUACCUUGAUAAAAAAAAAUCAAAAAAGAAAAAUCGCAGUUUGACGCAAGGAGACGUAAUAACUGCAAACGUGAAGUAAAAAGUGAGGAAAUGUGAUCCUGAAUUCAAUUAGCGAUUCACAAUGUCGUACGCAAGUGUAUCGCGCCAAAGUUCUACACCAUCUAUACUUCGGAAAACUCCAAAACCGAAAUCACCCGGACUCAGGGUCAGGUUCCAGGUCGAUAAAAUCAGCAACUUGAAGAACCUUUUGUCUGAUUACGUUAAAGAGAAAACCAACAAAGAUGCAUACGUCGAUGUCAUUUGCAGAAUUCGAGACGCUGGAGACGAAUUAACGGAUGAAGAAUUCAUAAAGCUCAUUACAGAAACGAACGAUUGUAUUUCCGUAUUGAGUGAAGAGUUGAAACUCUUCGUUCAAGUUAUACUGAUAUUGAAAUGGGCGAAUCGGAGCGACGAGGCUGCUCUUCAGUACAAAAACUUUCUGUUGAAUGUUUGUUCGGCGCACAAUUAUUACACGAAAUUCGUUUUUCAAAUGUUAAUUACUUCGUUUGCCGAUGUUAUUGAGAACUCGUAUCAUGAUAAUUGUCUUCCUUCGGAACAAGAAGAACGAGCCUUUCAGCAUGUUCACGAAACAUUUCGAUCAUUAUUGAAAUUAAUUCCGAUGUCCAAAGGCGUUAUAUCGAAUAUAAUUCUAAAGAAAUAUCCGUUCAAAGGCGCAAGUGCUCAAAGUCACUUGAAUUUUGUCCACAACUUAUUAAAUAUAGCAUCUUACGAGCCUAGCUUGAGACCUAAAAUUCUCGAUAUCAUUAUUUCCAAAUUAAUCUUUUUCGAUGCUUCAACUUCUAAAGAUGAAAUAGAAAAGGCUGAAAAUGGCACAGAAAUGAAAACAGAUCCGGUAUUUUCGAUGGAAAUCGACGACGUUACUCCCGACGAAGACAUGAAAAACGAUAAAGCUCGUAAAUUAGAUUACUGUUUGCAUCGAUUGUUUAAAUUCAUUCACGCCGAAUGCCACGAUAAAAACGGUGAAUUGAAAUUCGUUAAAUUGAAAACCCUUUACGCCGAGUUCAUCGAAAUCUUCGAAGAAAGGAUAUUACCAACGUGUGGCUCGUGUCAUCUUCAGUUCAUCUUGUUUUAUUUAGUCAGCUUCAAACAAAAACUCGCCGAAGAUUUUAUUACUUAUUUAUGGAAUAAAUUUAAGAACAGUAACGUAGCUCCGAUCAUUAGACAAGCAACUGCGUGUUACAUUUCUGGCAUUUUAGCUCACGGUUCCUUCUUCAGUGUCCAAUUUGUUAAAAAUAUGAUGAACGAAAUAGCUAGCUGGUUACAUACGUAUAUCAACGCUGUAAGUGAUUUCACCGAAGAUAGUAAUCGAUCUAUGGUUAACAGACAUGGAGCUUUUUAUGCCCUUUGUCAAGCAUUUUUCUAUUUAAUCUGUUCCAGACAAGAUGAACUCGUUAAUAGUAAUAAACAUUUGAAAUUUUUAGAAAAUCUUAAUCUAGGCAAAAUCGUCACUUGUCGAUUGAAUCCGUUACUCGUCUGUUCUCGUAAUGUUGUCAAUAUGUUCGCCGCUGUCACGAAAACAUACCAGUUAACAUACUGCUUCUCAGUGUUGAAUAAUUACAAUGUUGUCAUUAGAAAUUCUACGGAUAUUUGGCUCGAUGAAUAUUUACCUUUCGAAUGCUACCUUUUGAAAAGAUCUGGCGGAAUUAUACAUCCAAUUUAUUGUCGAAUGUCUGAACCAUCUACGGAUAUAAGUGAGCCCGAACCUAUGGAAAGUAAAGGCGAAGACGAAGAAGAUUUUAUUCCUAACGGCAUGACGAUAUCCAAUUCUCCUCGCGUACCUGUUUUAAGCUCUUCACCGUUCUUCGGCUGUAACGUGUCUUUUUGAAUAAACGUUGAUUAUAUUGUUCGUUUUAA